Molecule: messenger RNA, 1849 nt
Organism: Tarenaya hassleriana
Lineage: Eukaryota; Viridiplantae; Streptophyta; Magnoliopsida; Brassicales; Cleomaceae
Product: protein MOS2
Exons: 2
Coding region: 51-1463 (470 amino acids)
Biological process (GO): mRNA splicing, via spliceosome
Cellular component (GO): spliceosomal complex
Molecular function (GO): nucleic acid binding
Source: RefSeq, a predicted model, not a curated record
GCCUUCCUCAAAUUUCCAAUUUCUUCGUCGUAGAGAAGGAAGCCAUAGCCAUGAAGCUCUCCUUCUCAAUCCCUUCCAAAUCUUCUUCCAAAUCCAAAGCUACUCCGAUCUUGAAUGAUAAGGAGGCCACAGACGACGGCAAUCGCAAGGAGUUCCUCACCGAAUUCGACCCUUCGAAAACCCUAGCGGAAUCAAAGCCGAAGUACGUGAUCCCUCCUAAAGAGAACGAAUGGAGACCCUACAAGAAGAUGAAGAACCUAGAUCUUCCCCUUCAGUCCUCUACUCCCGGUUCCCUCCUCGAAUUCGAGGUCGAGACUCUCUCCAACGAUGCCCAGGGCUCCGACAAGAUCUCCUUCGGUCUGAAUGUUCGCCAGAAUAGCAAGAAUGAUCCAGUUUCGAACGGUGAAGCGGGUGAGGAGAAGAAAUCGGAGCCUGUGGAGCAAGUUUUGCUGAAGAGUUUGAGGGAAGAUCUGGACCGGCUCCCUGAUGAUAUGGCAUUCGAGGAUUACGAGGAUGUUCCUGUCGAGGGAUUCGGAGCCGCUUUGCUUGCUGGGUACGGUUGGAAGCCGGGUCAGGGAAUAGGUAAGAACGCUAAAGAGGAUGUUAAAGUAAAGGAAUACAAGAAGUGGGCUAACAGGGAAGGAUUAGGGUUUGAUCCGAAGAUAUCUAAGGCUAGGGAGACAAAGGCAGAAGUGAAAGAGGGGAAUGGGAAAUCUGACGAGCGUAGAGAGAGUAAUGGUGUAGAUGGGUUUUCCGUUGGUAAAGAGGUGAGAAUUAUUGCAGGUAGAGAGAUAGGCUUAAAGGGUAAGAUUGUGGAGAAAUUGGGAUUGGAUUCAGUUGUUUUGAAGCUUUCCGGUGGUGAAGAGGAAGUGAAGGCGGGUAUUGAUGAGAUAGCAGUUUUAGGUACCAAAGAAGAGGAAAGAUGCUUGAAGAAGUUGAAGGAUUUGAGGAUUAGAGAGGAAAACCAGUCUAGUCAUAAGGAGAAAGACAGAAAAUCCAGUAAACGCAGUAGAGAUACUGAGAGGGGGCAUCGAAAUGAAGUAGAAGUCGUCGUAAAAGAUGACAGGGAACCAACAAGAGACAGAAAACAAAAGAUUUCUUGGCUUAGGAGCCAUAUUAGAGUGAGGGUAAUAAGCAAAAAUCUGAAAGGUGGUAGAUUCUAUUUGAAGAAGGGGAAAGUGGUAGAUGUGGUCGGGCCAAUGACAUGUGACAUAGCGAUGGAUGAGACACGGGAAUUGGUACAAGGGGUGGAUCAGGAGUUGCUGGAGACAGCAUUGCCCAGACGAGGAGGGCCAGUGUUGGUUCUGUUUGGGAGACAUAAGGGCGUGUAUGGGAGUCUUGUAGAGAAGGAUUUGGACACAGAGACGGGUGUUGUCCGUGAUGCAGAUAGUCAUGAGAUGCUUGAUGUUAAGCUCGAACAAAUUGCCGAGUUCAUGGGGGAUCCGAGCGAUAUCGGAUACUAAACAUUUUGUAUUUGGACUGGUGUCGGGCGAAGAGGAGCUGCUGGUAACUUCAGUUCAGUUUGUAGUUGAGUUUAUGUACUAAAUAAGAGGACAGAAUUCAGAUUCCCAUGCUUCGUAUAUGCAAAAGCCUUCAAGAUCAGGGUAUGAAUCUGUAUCAGCUUUGUCAUGUUCCACUAUAUCUGGUUUUGACGCUGGUCCAAUUAUAACGUGUAUUUGGCCUUUUUUUUUAAUUAAUAUGUGAAAAAUACUGGGUUAUUUAAUACAGAUGUAACAUAGUGUAAGGAUAAUUAGUAGAAUGCCUUAAUUUCCUAUGGUUGUAUAAUAUAUGCCCAUUUUCUACAGUUUCAUUACACAAUAUCAAAGCCAACGGCUUGAUGGUUUCUGUA